This is a messenger RNA of Sphenostylis stenocarpa, 699 nucleotides long. The record is from the annotation of a GenBank genome assembly. Lineage: Eukaryota; Viridiplantae; Streptophyta; Magnoliopsida; Fabales; Fabaceae.
AUGACUAACGCCUUAAAACCACCGAUUGGGUUGCGCUUCCUCCUACCACCGCCGCAGCUUUCCUCUGCUUCCACAUCGUUCAAGUUCCCAACCAUUCAGCUUCCCAGAAUCAAUUGUAGCCAAUCCUCUUUCGAAGUUAGAGAAGUUAGCUAUCAACCCCCGGAGUGGAAGUGGAAAAACAACCCUGUUGCAGGAAUAAGCAAACCAACCUCAGGAUCUAUUUACAUACAAAAGUAUGGGAAUGAUGGAAGUCCUAGUCAACCUCCAGAGCCCUUGGUGCCAGAAAGGGUUGGUAUUGUCUUCCAGUUUCCAGAGAGGUAUUUUGUUGCAGAUAAUGUGCUUGAAGAAGUCACAUUUGGGUGGCCAAGGCAAAAGGGCAACCAUCAUCUGAGGGAGAAUCUUGCUCUAGGGCUACAGAGGGCAAUUAACUGGGUUGGAUUAAGUGGGAUAUCAUUGGAUAAAAAUCCUCACUCCCUCAGUGGUGGUUACAAACGUCGGCUUGCCUUGGCAAUACAAUUAGUGCAAACCCCUGAUCUAUUGAUAUUGGAUGAACCUCUUGCUGGACUCGGUAUGAAAAUGCAACUCGUGACUUCUAAUUCUAUUUAUUUUGCUAUUACAGUCAAUGAACUUAUUGAUUACUUCUUCCCAUUAAAGGAGGGUGGGACUUGGAACAACAAUAGUGAAGUUGUUGCUUUGUGA